CUAAAUAAUAAAAUCUCAUCCAAUUUAAUUUAAAACAAAAGGAAUUAGAUAAUAUUGAAAUCGAUUAAGGACGGCAAGGAAGUCGGUACGCGCCACGCGGUUUAAUGAAACCAGUCACAGUUCUAAUGCUUACGCUAAACAUGGAGUCUCCAAACCAAAUCAACGACAAUUGAAUCCACACCUUCACGAAACCCCCCAAAGUUUUUGUCUUUUUCGGUUUCGGAUUACAUCAUCUCCAAGACAAGCACCAGCAUCAGAUUUUCUGCAUCCUUAAAGAUCUCGUUGCGGUUUUUGUCGGAAUUGUUUCGAUUUGUUGUGGUUCUCAAUAAGCUCUCGCUUGUCAGAGAAACACCGGCAACGCCGUUGAAAUAGUCACCGGAGACCAUUUUGCAUCGUAGAGUUCGCCUUUUAUGGCGUUCACGUGGGGAUCUGCUCUCCGGAUUUCUGUUCUCCUUAUCCUUGUAGCUGCAAUUGUCUUAGCUUGUUAUUUUCUCCCUGUUGAGAAGCUAUUGAAGGAUUUUUUGUUAUGGGUUGAACAAGAUCUAGGGCCUUGGGGACCUUUUGCCCUAGCUGUUGCGUACAUUCCUCUAACAGUUUUGGCUGUUCCUGCCUCGGUUCUCACGCUCGGUGGUGGCUACCUUUUUGGGCUGCCAAUUGGUUUUGUGGCGGACUCAGUCGGUGCUACACUUGGCUCAGGAGCUGCAUUUCUACUAGGCCGUACGAUUGGAAAACCUUUUGUAGUUGCAAAAUUAAAGGAUUAUCCUCAGUUUCAAUCAGUGGCACUCGCGAUAGAGAAAUCCGGCUUCAAGAUAUGCUUGUUGCUCCGGCUUGCUCCUCUUCUUCCGUUCAGCAUGUUGAACUACCUCUUAUCUGUCACGCCAAUUCGGCUAGGUCCAUACUUGCUUUCUUCGUGGUUAGGGAUGAUGCCAAUAACACUUGCGUUAGUGUAUGUUGGAACAACUCUAAAAGACCUUUCUGAUGUAACUCACAAGUGGAGCGAGUUCUCGCCAGGUCGCUGGGCGUUCUUGAUUUCGAGCCUUGUAAUAUCCGUGAUAUUAAUGGUGUGUGUUACAAAGGUGGCGAAGGACGCUCUAAGAAAAGCUUUAGCAGAGCACGGAGGAGACAUGAACGAAGCGGUUGCAGCCUUGCCGGAGCUGACCGUUACUGAUGAUGCUUCGACGGAUUUAAAUGAGCCUCUCUUGAUAAAGAUAGAUGCACAACAACCUCAAGACCAAGUAAACCAUAGUCAUUAAAAUUAAGAUGAUGAAUACUUACUUUGUAUAAUCUUUAUUUUAACAUACAAAGCUUAGUUUUCUUGGUUUGUAUAAUAAUAACAUAGAUUAAAAAUUAUUUUUAAAAAGUUAUUUUUCUUAGUAACUUUGAGAUGUAAUUAUUAGUUCACAGAGAUUUAAAAUAUUGGAUGAAUAAAAAGAAACUAAAUGGAUUUUGG
Arabidopsis thaliana (thale cress) is the source of this 1450-nucleotide messenger RNA. RefSeq names its product SNARE associated Golgi protein family. Gene Ontology annotation, cellular component: membrane; plasma membrane. NCBI's taxonomy places the organism in Eukaryota, Viridiplantae, Streptophyta, Magnoliopsida, Brassicales, Brassicaceae. The record is from RefSeq and is marked reviewed. Bases 411 to 1253 code for a protein of 280 amino acids. The transcript has 9 exons.